Nylanderia fulva is the source of this 2923-nucleotide messenger RNA. The record is from RefSeq and is a predicted model, not a curated record. NCBI's taxonomy places the organism in Eukaryota, Metazoa, Arthropoda, Insecta, Hymenoptera, Formicidae.
AUUUAAUAGCGGUUGGUCACCAGUCAAGAAUGAAAGCCAAUCGAGUGCAAACAUCUAUAAGAGGAGAAAACUUACUAUGUUAAAAACGUUAAAAAUAUUAUGUGUUUUACUAAAAGUAUUUAUGCUAAUGAGGACGGCUCUCACGUCCUCUUCGAAAGAUCAGGAAGAUUGUAUAACUCAGGAUAACCCAUCCUUCAGAUUCAUCGAUGUCCAUGAGUACGUGUCAUCAAAUAUCGGAUCUGUUCAGUAUUAUUUUGAAAACGACACUGUGAGAAAAAGAAAUGAAGUCGGAGAAAUUACACCAUCUUCAGAAAACAUUCCAAGCGAGCCAACAUUUCCUAGAGCAUUUGUGGAAUUUAACGACAGACUAAAUCAGAAAGACAUUUUUGUGACAUUCAGAUGGAACGAACCUAAAUUUACAAAUGGAGUGAUACAAAAAUAUACAGUUCAAUAUUGGUUUUUUGAGAAUCAAAUAAUUUAUAGAAUAGUUGUUAUAAUCUCAAAUUUCACGAUAUUGCAACAUAAAGCAUACAAUUUAAAACCUGAUACAGUGUAUUAUUUUAAAGUACAAGCGCAUAACAAAUUUGGUGCUGGCUCUUAUACUAAGUUCAUCAACGUGUCGACCACGCAUGAGAAUCCAGUACCUUUAUUACUCAUCUAUAAUAUAACAAGAUUGCAUGUACUGGAUAUAGAUUUAAAGAUCGGCUUUAAACGUGAUAUAUAUAAAAGGUGUACUGAAAUCGUUUACUCAGCAUUGGAACACAAGAUUUAUGGGAUUACUGGCGCAGAAAUAAUAACAUUGGAAUUUAAUCCAAAUGCAAUCGAAACAAAUCAAAAUUAUACAAUAAUAGCAGAAAUCGAGGACAAUGCAUAUUCUCUGUGCAUCGAUUGGAUUCGUGAAAAUCUUUAUUGGUUAGAAAAUACUAUUGACGGUACUUACAUUAUAAAACUGGACUUAAUAUUAGUACAACAAAAAGGCAUCAAAACAUACGAAAAAAUCGCACUGGCUGAAGAGAAUGCUUCAUUUUUAACAGUAUUACCAUAUAAGAGACAUUUAUAUUGGACAGUAGAUUCUUCAAUAGUGCAAACGGAUUUGAAUGGUAGAAACAAAUUAUAUAUGGCAGACAAUAAAUGCUUCUGCCUCAAGACAUUUCUAGGAUUGCUACAAAUUUAUAACACUUUUAUGACGAUUGAUACAACGAAUAUUGACGAGCCGCUAAUAUAUUGGAUAAUAAACAAUGAAUAUUUAAUCGUCACGGAUAUUAAUAGUUGUAAUUGCAAUAUGAUUUUAAGAUUUCCAAAUCAAUUUACUUAUCGUAUUAAUGAUAUAGUAAUUGAUAGUAUUAAUAUUUACUUGAUUACUUAUGAAGAAAUAUAUAUUUUAAGAAAGGAAAAUGCUCUUCUCGAAAGCAAAGAAAACAUAUUUCAAUGUUUUCAAAAAUUCCAUUACGACUUUUUUGACUUGUUAGCUAUUGCAAAAAAUUUACAAUUAUAUCCCCCGAAGAUAUGUCUAAUACCUACGAAAGGUAAUCGUGUUGAAGAAAUGUUAAUAACUGCAGACAGCAUUAACGUGAACCUUCCGGAGCCGAUUCUCAAUGAUGAAUUUAAAAAGUACAACUUAGUUUUUAUAUAUGACAUUUCUGUGAGUUAUUUCAAAUGUUUAGACAAUGAUCUUAACAAAUUCGAAGAAUUUCAUGUCCAAACGUACGAACAGCAGUACGAAUUCCAAAAUUUGACGCAAUUGACAGAAUACACGUUAAAACUGGCAUUGAGCAAUUUUUACAUCUACAAGAUAUCGAUGGAUUUGCAAUUCGGCCCAGAUGUAAAACUGAUAACUACGGGCAAGCUCUAUGCACCGGAUGAUGUAGUAGUUCAAGUUGUAAUGCCAAAUCUGGCGGUAAUUGAUUGGAUGCCACCGAAAAAAUUAAAUUGCGUGGCAGUGAAUUAUGAGGUAAAAUUGGUAGAAUAUCCAAAUAACACUCAAGAAAAUCAAAAUUCGGUUCGCUCCAUAAAAGUCUUCAAUAAGCUAGAACGUAAGACAAAUGGCAAGUUUUUCGCGGUAAUUCCGUCACUGAUACCAAAGCAAAAAUACGAGAUAUACGUGAGUGUGUAUCCAAUCAUUCGGACAGAUGUCGUCACUGACAGUGUAAUAAAAACAGUCUACAUGUCCGAACCAAAUAAUUUAAGUUUGAAUGGGAUCGAUACAAACAGUAUGAAUAUCUCGUGGAUUCCAAGCGUUAAUCUGACGAUUCCUACUGAAUUCCUUAUACUAGAAUACAAAAAUGCUGCGUCACGAAAGAGGAUAUGGGAAAUUGCGAAUAAUAUUAAGGGGAAUAAUGAUAAAAUAACAUAUCACAUAGAAAAUUUAUUGCCGCAAACUAAGUACAAAUUUCGUUUGAACUUAAAAUAUACUCAGUAUAAUGAAAAUUUCAUAUGGCCGUCUGAUGGAAAAGAAUUUAUUUUUGAAACGCUCGGUGAUGCAAGAAAGAUUCCUAGCGCAACUGGGACAGCUAUGCAAUAUUAUCUGCCAUUAAUAUUAUGUCUUAUUGUAAUCAUUGUAAUAUACAAUGUUUACUACUUUUAUUGUACAUACAGGCAACGCAAAAGAAGUAACGAAAUAGUUUCGCCUCUAAUAAUGAUCAAUACGGAAUUAGUACCUUUAAAUGAAAUAUCUUUCGGGUGCACUCAACUAAAUUUGCUGAACCCUCCUAGAUUGCAAUAUAAUUCAGACGAAUUUGCGUUGACCAUAAUCGAAAAAAAUCAAAUUAUCCAAACAAAGUUUUUAGGUAGCGGCGCAUUUGGUAGUGUAUAUCAAGGAAUCAUAAAAAUUUUGAGGGUGGACACAACACCAGUUGCAAUAAAAAUGCUGAAAAGACAAGCUUCUUCGAGAAAAAAAGGAAUCUUGAAAGAGGCAUUUGUUUGA